UACUUAUUUAACAGGUACUUCACAAUCUAGACGCGCUUUACAGGUUACGCCUCACAGAAAAAGAAAAAAGGAGAGAAAAAAACAUCCAGAAUUUAACAACCUCAACUUUUCUCAACGUACUUAGGUACUUAGGCAUUUCAUCAUCGUCAACAUAUGUCCUCGUGUGCGUCACUACAUUGUAAUGAGUGGCGCCAUCGAGGAUUCCCUUCCCAGCGCUGGCCAGGGUGAAAUCAGUACUCCUAGUAGCCUAUCCGGCCAAAAGCGGCCACGCGAUUACGGGGAGCAGUUGAAGGGUUUAUCUCAAUCUGACGAUGAGGGCGCGUAUAUUGAAAAAUCAACACCUGCCUCAAAAAAGCAAAAAACAGAUAAUUUCAACAACAGCGACGACUCAGAUCUGGAUGAUGGCGAGAUAGUAGAGUCGAGUCCUUCUCAACCUUCUCGCGCUAUUGCCUCUCAAGAUAUGGAAUUGAACACAGCUUCUAAUACUACUUCUAAAACUCAUGACAUAGGCAUCAAUACCUUCGAGCCUUCCGAGGACGGCGAAAUUGAUAGCAGUAUGGCCGACGACUUAGAUAAACCCUUUUUCAUCGACACAACUGGCGCCGCCGGAACCACUCCUUCACAACAUGCAGGCUGGAAUCAGGGAGUUAGUGUAGGCGCAAGGACCUCAUUUGGAAAACCGGCCACGCAACUCUUUCCCGUAAAUGCAUCCACGUCUCGGGCAACCCUCUCUUCCGAAUCUUCAAGGCAUAUUCAUGAAGCGAAAGAUGAAGAAGAUGAUGACGAGGAUGAAGACUAUGAUGAUCCUAAAGACCGUGACUAUCAAGCUCCGCCGUCUCCUACCACCAAUCUGUCCAAGGACGCUGUUAAACCGGAGUCGAAGCCUCAACUUGUGUUUAGUGUUGAGGGCGCCACAUGGAUUCUCCCUCAUCAAGCAUUUAAAGUCAGGAAGCGAAAUGUUUCCGACAAUAAAGCCUUCUGGGACGCAAGACUCUAUCCAUGGAUUCUUGCUCUCGCUGAGGCAAAUGAGGGUAUGGCUGAUCGCAUAUCCGUGGAGAUCGUCAAGACAGGAAUGAUAGACCACGCGAAACGCAAAGGAGCGGAUGGCCUUUUAACAGGCAGCAACAAGCAUGUCACCAAAAUUCGAGCUGUAGCUCAAGAGGUCUUAGAAAACACUGACUUGAACGCUCUAAUUUUGAAGGCACGAAAUAGUAUUCAGAGGAAGAAAACCCAGGCAUCAGAAGGUAAGACGCCAGGAAAGAAAUCCAUCGCAGCAGAUGGAUCUAUCCAGAAGGAAACCGUCGCACCAAUCUCCAAUGGAACGAGCUCUGACGAAGAAUUGCGGCUACAACGAAGAUAUUUUCCAUUCGCAAAAGACCCUUCCAUUUUCUGUCUAUGUUGUAAUGGGGUCGGACAUAAGACUAGUACAUGCCCGCUGUUACAAUGCAAAUUCUGUGGAAGCAAGGAGCACGGCAUGUUUGCCUGUCCAACAAGACGAAGGUGUUCGAAGUGUCGCCAAUUGGGACACAACACCAAGACCUGCAAUGAAAAGCUUGCGCUCGCGCCGGAAGAACAAGAUGAGUGUGCGUUCUGUGGCGGAAAGCACUUGGAUAAGGAGUGUACCGAAAUUUGGAGAACCUACAAGGUCAUUCCGGGACAACAAAAGAAAGUCAAGGACAUACCAGCCUUCUGCUACACCUGCGGUGGCAGUGGUCAUUACGGCUCCGAAUGCGGCUUGCCUGACAAGGGAGGCAAUGCUACGGAGCGUACAUCUUGGUCCCAGGCAAAUCGCAAUCUCUAUGUAGAUCCGAACAGCGAGAAUAUUGCUUUAGCCUGGGUCGGAAUAGAGUCUAACCCCUCAUCCGAGACAGAUAUUCGCAUUCGUGGGACGGCAAAGAAACAAGUCCAUACUCAUUUCGUCUCUGAUGAUUCGGAUGAGGAUCUUGUCCACGCACCUAUCCAAAGACCGGAGCCUCGAGGGCAGAUUAGGAUUUCGAGCAACAUUGGUUCGGUCGGACAAGGCAAUAAUCGUGGACGUGGAGGCCGUCGAAACUACGAUCAGAGCCGCCGCCGUCAGAACGAGAGAGAGUUCAGCCCUCCACCUCCGCCUCCACUUCAAGGCAACGGGGCCGCAUGGCAACCUCCCCUUCCUCCCGGUCCCCCUCCUCGUAACAGUAAUAGGUACGAAAGACCAUUAGCUCCCCCGCCCGGAUCUCUGCCUCCCCGCCCCCAGACCUACGAUUCUAGACCUAGCAGAGGUGGCUCCAGUAAUCGGGGUGGUCAAAAUAACCAGGGUUCACGUGGAGGAUUCCGAGGAGGUGGUCGAGGAGGAGGUGGUCGAGGUGGCGGUCGGGGAGGAAGAGGCAGGGGAAGAGGGAAAUGAGUUUACUCUUCAAUCUGACCUACUAAGAUGAUAUCUACAUCGCAAUGCGCCUGAAAAAUGAGAUGCAGCCAUACAUCGAUGGGAAUAUCUUGCCACACUGGCUUCCUUGCCUCUCCGGAGUUUUCUACUCGCGAUACGGCUGUUGCAACAUAGGUUCGGCCCAAAGGAGUCAUCAAUUUCAUCUUUUAAAGCAGCUUUAUGCUUAUGGAAAGAAGAUACAUAUCCGCCGUUGCCUCAUGGAAAAUGGGAAGAUGUCUUAUGGAACGGGUGAUCCUCCCCGAAUACUGGAAUCCCGUGUGGUUCACGACCAAACCUAAUGAAUGGGAUCGCCCCCAGUAACUUGGGUCUAUUAACCUCCCUCUUUACUCAUCUUUCCUGGCCGCAAUACUAUAGCCAAUGCUCACCCCCGAGGAAACCAUAGGGGUUUCCCAACGUUGCCCUUGUGAUUAUCGCUGUAAAUACAGGAACUCAUAACACGGUUUCACGAUCGGCAUUCUGAGAUACGAAUUAGUUAUGCCCUAAUGCGAAUUGCAUUCCUAUACAUAUUUUCAUUGCUUCUGAUUUUCGCGAUAUUUGCCGUAGGAAAG
Molecule: messenger RNA, 2970 nt
Organism: Annulohypoxylon maeteangense
Lineage: Eukaryota; Fungi; Ascomycota; Sordariomycetes; Xylariales; Hypoxylaceae
Exons: 1
Coding region: 182-2383 (733 amino acids)
Molecular function (GO): nucleic acid binding; zinc ion binding
Source: RefSeq, a predicted model, not a curated record